CUGGGAAAAUCGGCGCACAAGAAAAGUGAUGCCCCUGAAAUAAGAGAAAUGAACGAAUGAUAUCGCGAAAAACACGAAAUUGGAGUGGUCAAAGAUGCUCACAUCAUCAGCACUAGUGCCGCAACGAAAAAGCCUCCAGCCACGAAAUUAAACACCUGCGGUGCAGUUUGCAGUGUACUUUCAUAGACGAACGUGAAUACGGGAGCAGACACUAACGGAACAAGAGCGGUGAGGGAUAAUGCUAGUGUGAAAAACUUUGCCAUAUCGCCGGAAGGAAGAAUCGAGGAGCAAAUCGUCAGCAGCGCAGCACCGUCCGUGCCUUUCAGGACCGUUAAGGAGGUUGCCAGCGUUCAAUACUGGUCGGAUAACGUGGCCGUAAAUGCACUUCAUCUACUUGAGCGCGGGACAAAGCAUCUUUCGGUGUGGGUGUGUUAUUCGGGCCACUUAAGGACGUUCCGAUGGACAGCGGUGGCAACGAAGACGCGAAAAUAGUCAAAACCAUUCUGCACGCCGGAACGCGGAUUGUACCGUUUCGCGAUGGUACCAAGGUAAGGUUCCAUUGUCAGACCAGAAAAUGUGACCCAGCCGGUACUCUGAUCGACGACAGCCGCGUCCGCCAGAAGCCAAUGGAGCUGGUGCUGGGGAAGAAGUUCAAGCUCGAGGUGUGGGAAUCGAUAGUGCAGCAGAUGGCACUGAACGAGGUGUCCAAAUUUCGCUGCCAUCGGUCCCUGGUGCUGCAGUAUCCGUUCGUGGCGAAGAUCAUGCGCGAUGCGGAGAAGACACGCGAAGAGCGGAAACACUGUUGCGGUAUGACGAUGCAGAACGAGGGCCUCGGCUACAGAGACCUAGAUGAGCUGUUUACGAACCCGCAGGAUCUCGAGUUCACCAUCCAGAUACUGUCGAUUGAAAACCCGGGCGAGUACGACCAGGAAUCGUGGCAGCUGAGCGACGACGAGAAGCUGCAGCUGGUUAAGAAGCUCCGCGAACAAGGCAACCAAGCCUACGGCCAGAAGCGAUACGCGGCCGCCCUCGACGCAUACUCCCGCGGAACCGGCAUCAUCGAGCAGUUGAUGUUGAAGGAAAAGCCCGACGAUCCGGAAUGGUGCGAGCUAGCACAGCUGAAGGUUCCAUUGCUGUUAAACUACUCACAGUGCAAGCUGUUGGAGAAGGACUACUACGCAGUCAUCGAGCACUGUACCGAGGUGCUGAAGUACGACAAGGAGUGCGUGAAAGCGCUGUUCCGGCGCGCCAGGGCCUACGCCGGGACUUGGCAUCUUGACCGAGCACGAGCCGAUUUUGAGCGAUGCGCUCAACUCGACGCCGGCUUGCGGAACGCAAUCAACAGCGAACUUUCCAAAUUGCAGAACCAGGCUCGUUUACGGGACGCCGAAGAAAAGCUGAACUACCAAAAACUUUUUAAUCGCUAACAUUUUACAAGUUUCUUCCCUGCGCUUCUUGAGCAUUGGGCCAAGUUCUUCUUUCUCUUACACUUAACCAAACACGUGAAAUCCCCGAAAGUACUGACGGGCCCCGUGUAACAUCUCCCGAUGCAUGUGCGAAAACAAAGAAGGAUUUACCAGAACGUGCGAGUGUGUGGCCCAAACAUCAGACCGGACUGGAGGAGUUCCUGGUACCAACCAGAUGUAGUUGAGAACAGGGUGGAGU
Messenger RNA from Anopheles bellator, 1665 nucleotides. RefSeq names its product AH receptor-interacting protein-like. Gene Ontology annotation, molecular function: peptidyl-prolyl cis-trans isomerase activity; protein binding. The record is from RefSeq and is a predicted model, not a curated record. The coding region runs from base 459 to 1427 and encodes 322 amino acids. NCBI's taxonomy places the organism in Eukaryota, Metazoa, Arthropoda, Insecta, Diptera, Culicidae. The transcript has 2 exons.